AUGGCGGUUAGUCCGCUGGAUGUUCCGAAUAGAGGCCCCGAAUUCGUCAAAGUAACCGCCGUCUUGACAUGCAUUGCGUUCGUCCUGGUGGUCUGUCGCCUGACAUGGAAGGGCUAUGUCCAAGGCCGAUUCGCCGUAGACGAUGGGAUCAUUGCAUUCUCAAUGGGUAUGCAGAUCGUCAACACCGUUAUGGGUGAUUUAGGUAUGAUUUUCCAGAAUGUAGACGCCAUCAAUACUAAACUCUGUCCAGCCUGCCACUACGCCUUUGGCCGACACAAAGCCGAUAUCGUCAGAACGGGCGGUAACGUCGUCCUUGCUCUGAAGUAUUUCUGGCUCUUCCAGAUCUUCUACAAACUCGUCCUAUGCCUCAACAAACUUUCCUUUCUCACCUUCUACCUCCGGGUCUUUCCCAACCGCAUCUUCCGCAUAAUCUGUUGGAUUACCAUCGCUCUCGUUCUCGCUAGCACCUUUGGCUUCGUCAUAGCCACCAUCUUCCAAUGCCUCCCCGUUCGCGCCAGCUGGUAUAAGCACAUACCCAAGAAGUGUGUUCAAAAUGCCCCAUUUCGUUGGUCCUGGGCGGGCUAUAAUACUGCAAUGGACAUUUGGGUGUGUCUGAUGCCACUGCCGGUGUUGGCGCAGCUACAGCUUGAUCGGAUCAGGAAAAUCGGAGUCAUACUGGUAUUCUGUAUGGGGUUGUUUGUCUGUGUGACGAGUAUCAUUCGCAUGUGGGCGAUGGAGAAAAGUACGACCACUACGGAUCCGACUUGGGGAUCGUUUGAUGCGUUGUUGUGGAGUGCCAUUGAGGCCAGUACGGGAAUCAUUUGUGCUUGCUUGCCGUUCCUAAAACACCCCAUUCAGAAGGUCUUGCCUGGCCUGUUUGGGUCAUUGUCGACUGGGUCCAGGAAGAGUCGGAGUCGGACGAGGCCGAGUUAUCGGAUGAGUCGAUUGGGGUCGCGGUCGGGGAACGGCACGCGGGAUGUUGACGCUGAUAUUGGCGGAGAUGGAGAUGAUACAGAGAGCAUUGGAAGCCAGGGUCCUAUUGCGAAGAACCAGAUUAUCGUGAAGACGGGCAUUUCCAUGCACAGUGAAGCGGCAUAUCCAUGA
Messenger RNA from Aspergillus niger, 1104 nucleotides. RefSeq lists its product as uncharacterized. Lineage: Eukaryota; Fungi; Ascomycota; Eurotiomycetes; Eurotiales; Aspergillaceae. Bases 1 to 1104 code for a protein of 367 amino acids. The record is from RefSeq and is a predicted model, not a curated record. The transcript is spliced from 3 exons.